Beta vulgaris subsp. vulgaris (sugar beet) is the source of this 1361-nucleotide messenger RNA. RefSeq lists its product as uncharacterized. Bases 369 to 1244 code for a protein of 291 amino acids. The transcript is spliced from 8 exons. Gene Ontology annotation, cellular component: SNARE complex; endoplasmic reticulum. Lineage: Eukaryota; Viridiplantae; Streptophyta; Magnoliopsida; Caryophyllales; Amaranthaceae. Gene Ontology annotation, molecular function: SNAP receptor activity. The record is from RefSeq and is a predicted model, not a curated record. Gene Ontology annotation, biological process: retrograde vesicle-mediated transport, Golgi to endoplasmic reticulum.
GUAGGGCCUGUGCAAGGACAACCAAAAAAGUUAUUCUUACCAUUUUUUUUUAAGCAAAACCCAAAAACAAUCUUAAACUACAUAGGUAUAGCCGUACAGGCGAGUAACAGUCCAAAAGACGUGGUGACGGUGACGGUGACGGUGACGGUGCCCAACUCAUACGCAAAUUCAAUUCCUUUAGAACCUCUUAUACGCAAUUCGUCACUCAUACUAUAGUUCCAAAGCUCGAAUUGCAGAAGCUCGUUCCAGUGUACAAGAUAAGCUGACUGGUGCUGUUAACGGAAAGUUUCUUUCUGCUGUGCAGUGUACAACAUAAGCUGACUGGUGCUGUAAACACAAAGUUUCUUUCUUGAAGGUUCCAAUACAAAAUGGAUGAGAUCGUUAAGUCUGUGGAGGAAGUCAAGAAACAGUGGGAUGAAAGAAGUUUUGAGACUCUAGGACAUAUAAAGGCGAUAGAGGAUUAUGGCAAAUCUAGAGAUAUUAGUGGAGAGAAAAAUUCUCUUCCUAGAUUGAACGGUCUGGCACAAGAUGGGCUGGCUAUGCUUAAUUCAUUGCUGCUCAAGCUUGAUAUUCUCGCUCCACAGCUUCCAACCUAUGAUGAGGUUCAGUCUGCAGAAGCUCUUCUUGAGAACUGGAAGCAGCAAUCUCAAAGUUUGCGAAUUGCUUUGAGAAAUGCUAAUCUGCAAGCAAAGGCAAACAUGAGGAAAACUGCUAAGCAAGAGAGGGAACUUCUUCUAGGAGGGGGCAGCGAGUCCACUAUGCGCAGACGUAAUUUACAAACAAAGGCUGGGAUGACGUCCGCUGCAGAAAGUAUCACCGAGAGCCUCCGUCGCACUCGCCAACUAAUGGCUCAGGAGUUGGAAAGAAGUGCAAGUACAUUAAUGACUGUUGAGGAAUCAACUGGAACAUUGAAGAAAGCAGAAAGUGAAUACAAAGGCCACCGAUCACUGUUGACACGAACGCGUAAUCUGCUUUCGACGAUGCAGCGUCAGGAUAUUAUUGAUCGUGUCAUAAUUAUUGUGGGGUUCCUCUUGUUCUCUCUAGCUGUUCUUUACGUUGUUUCAAAGCGUAUUGGGAUAUUGAAGCUGCAGCGAGUAGUUGUUGCGUCCAUUAAAGCGGGUAUGGUUAAAGGAGCUCGUGUUAGACAACAAGCAGCAGGAGAUGGACAUGAUGUUUUGCAACAUGGUAUACCUCCUACAAUCAUGGCAAACCCAGCUCAAAAUGUCUUGCAUGAUGAACUUUGAAUUUUUCCUCUUCAUAUAUGAUAUAAAUAUACAAAUUUGAGAGGGAAUGACUAUUCCAUUAACAUGCCUUAAUCAUUUAGCAUAUUCUCUUUAUUACAUGUUGAUUUUCCCUGUUCA